Messenger RNA from Etheostoma spectabile (orangethroat darter), 9414 nucleotides. It is a transcript of the gene dot1l, whose product is annotated as DOT1-like histone H3K79 methyltransferase. Gene Ontology annotation, cellular component: nucleus. Lineage: Eukaryota; Metazoa; Chordata; Actinopteri; Perciformes; Percidae. Gene Ontology annotation, molecular function: histone H3K79 methyltransferase activity. The record is from RefSeq and is a predicted model, not a curated record. Bases 305 to 5134 code for a protein of 1609 amino acids. The transcript has 29 exons. Gene Ontology annotation, biological process: DNA repair; regulation of transcription regulatory region DNA binding; DNA damage checkpoint signaling.
CCCCUGCCAUAUUUAUUCAUGCCGGGCAAGAUGGCGGCGAUACGGACGAUGUGUUACUGCCAGUGGACAUAAACAGGCAUUUUAUUCAAAAUACAAAACCUAGUCAGAUACAUUUACACACAUAGCCGCAUUCUGUGGUUAUUUAGCACGCAACAAGCGUCGACCUCUUUUUCAUUUUACGCGUUUCAACGUUUCUUUCUUACAAAAUGUUCACGUUGUAGCUUGCUCGCUAACCGACCAGCUGGCUAACAGAGAGCUAGCUAAGUUAGCUAUCUACCGCAGCCAAGCCGCCGUGAAGUGGAGAAUGGGAGAAAAGCUUGAGCUAAAGCUCAAAUCACCGGUUGGAGCAGAACCUGCUGGUUAUCCGUGGCCAUUGCCAGUAUACGAUAAACACCAUGAUGCUGCUCAUGAAAUCAUCGAGACCAUUCGGUGGGUGUGUGAGGAGAUCCCGGACCUCAAACUGGCCAUGGAAAACUACGUACUCAUUGACUAUGACACCAAGAGCUUCGAGAGUAUGCAGAGACUUUGUGACAAGUACAACAGAGCCAUCGACAGCAUUCACCAGCUGUGGAAAGGGACUACACAGCCCAUGAAGCUCAACAAGCGUCCUUCAAAUGGGCUGCUGAGACACAUUCUACAGCAGGUGUACAACCACUCAGUUACCGACCCAGAGAAGCUGAACAACUAUGAGCCCUUCUCCCCUGAGGUGUACGGAGAGACCUCUUUCGACCUGGUGGCUCAGAUCAUCGACGAGAUGGAAAUGAUGGAAGAUGACACCUUUGUUGACCUCGGCAGUGGAGUUGGUCAGGUAGUGCUGCAAGUUGCAGCUGCAACCAACUGUAAACACUACUACGGUGUAGAGAAAGCAGACAUUCCAGCUACAUAUGCAGAGACCAUGGAUAAAGAGUUUAAAAAGUGGAUGAAAUGGUACGGGAAGAAACAUGGGGAGUACACACUGGAGAGAGGUGACUUUCUGUCGGAAGAAUGGAAGGAAAGAAUCGCCAACACAAGUAUUAUUUUUGUGAAUAACUUUGCCUUUGGUCCAGAGGUAGAUCACCAGCUGAAGGAGCGCUUUGCUAACAUGAAGGAAGGUGGAAAAAUUGUGUCCUCCAAACCUUUUGCACCUUUAAAUUUUAGAAUAAACAGUCGAAACUUGAGUGAUAUUGGCACGAUAAUGCGUGUGGUGGAGCUUUCUCCACUGAGGGGCUCCGUGUCCUGGACAGGAAAGCCAGUUUCUUACUACCUGCACACCAUAGACCGCACCAUACUUGAAAACUAUUUUGCUAGUCUCAAAAAUCCUAAACUCAGGGAGGAGCAAGAGACAGCUAGGCGACGUCAGCAGAAGGACAGUAAAAGCAAUAGCACCACACCCACAAAACCUAAAGAACUAAACAAGCAGGACUCCUGUGGUGAGGAUGAGCGUCCUAGCUUGGUGACAGUGGUCAAGCCCUCUGCUAAACCCAGAAGAGCCCGACUCUUGCCUAAAGCUCGCAAGUUGAACAACAAGAAACGUGGUCGACCCAAGAAAGCUGCCCCGGCUGCCGAGAAGAAAAACAAGAAGAAUCAGAGCGCAUUGGAUCUGCUUCAUGCCAAGACCCUUUCGGCGGCACCCCCUCAGGAUGCAUACCGGCAACCUCAGAGUCCCUUCUACCAGCUUCCCCCCAAGGUCCAGCACUAUCCCUCUAGUCAGCUGCUUCUGAGCUCGACUCCUCCUGGUCUGCAACAACUGCUAGAUAACAUCAAAGUUCAAUACCUCCAGUUCAUGACCCACAUGAAGACUCCUCAGUACCGCUCCAACCUGCAGCAGCUUUUAGAACAGGAGAAGCAAAAACACAGGGACCUGUCAGGGCAAGCGGAGCAGCUCUACUCUGUUUGUCAGUCUCACAAGGACAAGAUCAAAGGUCUCUUUCAGACCAAAUUAGAUGAGCUGGGAGUGAAAGCGUUGACUGUGGAGGACCUGCUGCAAGCCCAGACGGAGAUAUCGGCCCACAAUCAUCAGCUGAAAGAACAGACUAAGCAGCUUGAGAGAGACAUGUCCUUGCUGAGAGACCACAGCUUGCUACUGCUGAAGUCUCGAUGUGAGGAGCUAAAGCUAGAUUGGAGCUCUUUGUGUCUGGAAAGUUUGUUGAAGGAGAAGCAGGCACUACGCAGACAAAUCUCUGAGAAACAGAGACACUGCUUGGAGCUGCAGAUCAGCAUUGUGGAGCUGGAAAAAAGUCAAAGACAGCAGGAGCUGCUUCACCUUAAAUCCUACAGUCCCUGUGAUGGCUCCCCAUACCGAAAGAGUCUAGAAUCUCGCUCUUCCACAGACAUGGACUCCUCUAAGCUUGGCCUGUCCUCAGCCCCAGCCCUCAACGGUGUCAGCCCAGAGCUGUCUAUCAAUGGCACAAGCUCACCCUGUUUUGACCGGGCCAACACCAAGGGGGAGCUUCUUUCUCGCUACCUGCCCAUCUCUCCAGACCAUGAGAUUUUACCCGCCAUCCCUGAUGUCCGGCAAAGGCAGCAGAGUUCCUCCUACGCUCUUCCUGAUUACACACGCUUUUCCCCCGCAAAGAUUGCCUUGCGGAGACACCUUAACCAGGACCCCACGGCCUCUGCUCACUUGAGAGGUCCAGGGCUGACCGCACACAGGGAAUCCGGUGGUGUGAACUCUCCGCUUGGAGCCAAAAUGAACUGCCCUUCUCCCAAUGCAGCUGAUGCCCAGAAUAAAGGUUUUGAGAAGGGUGGUAAGGAGAGGAGCCCAUCUGUUCAGGGUGACAACAGCAUUACGAGCCUCCCAAUAAGUAUCCCGCUAAGCACUGUCCACCCAAGUAAACUACCAGUCAGCAUCCCUCUGGCAAGCGUGGUGCUGCCCAGUCGUGCUGAGAGACUGAGAAGUACUCCGAGCCCUGUGUUUCAGGCUGGUCAGACCAAUGGAUAUUCAUCCAGCUCAGGGCUGAUGAAUGGAGGUCCCCAUCCUGAUGACUAUAAUGGGGCUUCUUCAUCACCUCCUCCACACCCCAACACUACUUUGGCAGGACCAUUGGGCAGAGCUAUCCAGAGCCCCCCACUUAGCACUGGAGGGGUGCUCCAGUAUGCAGAUGGACCCCCAAGGAUUCUUCCAGAAGAUGGACAGGAUCGUCAAGGAGGUGAAUCGGACACGGAGCCCCAGGACAGUGAACUGCGGAGGAGAAUCUUCUUCUCCUCUUCCUCCUCAUCCUCCUCGUCCUCCUCUUCGUCAGGCAGUGGAGGCAGCGCGGCCGCAGGAUCACGCCUACACCAUCACACUGGCAACAAGCAGGGAUACCACAGUAACCAUGGAAACCACCACCACCAGUCCCCUGGCACACAGCACACUCACACACCCACACAUAUGUUGUCAUCACAUGCCUCUCACGGCCUCGUCUCUCAAGAGGGACGUAAGCGGGGGAGAAGGAAACGCAGCUCUACAGUGGCUGUCGCAGCUAGCGGAUCCCCAAAGAGAAGGUCAUUCCCCGGGCUCUGCUCCAACAACCACUCCUCAGGAUCACCACUCAACAUCAACACCAUGGUGAACAACAUCAAUCAGCCUCUGGAGAUCUCUGCCAUCUCCUCCCCAGAACAAUCAAGCCGUAGCCCCACUGGGCCUGACCUGGACCAGCCUCCCAUCUUAAAGAGAGAGCGUCCCCUGGAGCUCAAUGGCACAGGCCGGUACUCCUCUGCCCCCAGCUCCGAUGACGAGGACUCAGGAUACCCUGCGGACAGCUCCAGUUCACGAAUUGAAAGAAAAAUUGCCACUAUAUCCCUGGAGAGCAGAGAUGGACCUGGUAGACUAGGGGAUGGAGAAAGAGUCAGGAAGUCUGGCAGCAGCAGUGGUAACAGCACAGGCAGUGAGGCCUCCUCUACAUCCUCCUUGUCCUCUACCGGCAAGUGGAAAUCCACCUUUUCACCCAUUUCUGACCCCAAGCAACCCAACUCUGACCUGAGGCAGGGGGGCUCUCCAUUUGGCAUGGGGGGGUCGGGCCGGGGUACAGACUCAGAUUCCGACCACAAACAGCAGCAUCAGCAGGGGAGGAGAGGAAGUGAUGGAGAGUCGUCCAGCUACGUGAACCCCAAUCCUUUCCUCAAUCAGGAGGCAGGGCCCCGGGGUGGAGGCAGCGGGGGUGCUGGUGCCCAGGGAGGCAGUGGUUCCGACCAACGUCAGGCUCUCCAGAAACAGAAGGCCCCUCGCGACUGGGAACUGAAGACAAGCAGCAGCAUGGCUAGUCAGAACCUCUUCAUAUCUGCUGCUGCCAGCAGUGGUGGGGGCAUUUUGAGUGGGAAGGUGGGGGGCAGUCCUGUUGCAGUUUCCUCAACUACAGGAUCCUCUGUGGGCCAGUACCUGGGGUCUCAGUUCCCACUUGGAGGGACGUCUGUUUUACAGUCCUUGUUUGGGGCCCAGACAGGCGGAUCCACGGUGAGUGGGACUCAAAGGCUCGUCAACGGACACUCUGCCCUCGGAAGCUUCUCCAGUGCUGGGCUGGCAGGGGGAGUGGCUGGAGGUAUAUUUCAUCACGUGGUUCCCACAAUGUCUUCCCAUCAGUUUGGGGUGACGCUGCCCACCUCUGGAGGCCUCAGCUCUCUGCUCAGUCUCUCGUCCUCUUCCUCUACCUCCUCCCAAACCCAGCAGCACACCACUCCCCAACCAGCCUCCAUGCGCCUGGCCUCCGUGUCCUCACCUCUCCCCCUCUCCCAGGCUCAGCACAGCCGCACUCAGUCAGUCCUGCACAGCCACUCUCCUCCCACCCUCACCUUGCCCCCUCCUCCACCCCUGCACAGCACUUCCCCCUCAGCACCCACACACUCUGACGCCCUGCCAUCAUCUCGAUCCGACUCCCUCCACUCCUCACGUCUGUCUCACUCUUCUCUCCAUCACCAGAGAGCACAGUCAUCCCUCUCUCUCUCCAUCUCUGCCUCCUCUGCUUCUGUCUCUGCUGCUGCCACCGCUACUGCUUCCCUCUCCUCUUCCUCUCUGUCGACUUCCUCCUCGUCUCAUCCAUUCGCAGUGCACUACUCCCCUCGGCUGCCCCCCCCACCACAGGCCAGCAGCUCAGGUGGUGGCGGGAGCAUGUGGAGGAUUCAGGGCAUGCAUGGUAACUACACAACCUCCCAGCUCCCUGGCUCCCGACCUAGAUAGAAUUUGGGGGGUGAGGGGAAGGGGGGAGGACAGAGAGGGGAAGGGCGAAGGGAGAGAGACAGAGAGAGACUGGUAGGGAGUGAGCGAGACAGGAUACCUGUUUUUCAUGUGCUCCCAAAACAGUUUUGUUCUGAUUCAACAAGGUAAUUGUUGAAAACUACCUCAAAAUGAAAUAAACUAUGCAAAUGUCCAGGUGUGGACCGAGGCACUCUCCUCACUCACCGGUGCUUCAAAUCGUCUGCACUACCCAACCGCCUCCAAGACCGGCUUCUGUACUGGGAUCUCUGAGACACACACUCGCAGGCACACACACAUACACACACACACACACACACUCUCUCACACACACUAACCACCACUAUGGUCAGCUUGAGCAGAAUUCACAGGUACCGGUCAUGUUAAUAUGGAAAUCAGUACUGGCCGCCUCUCAGCACUCAAUGAACUGAAUUAUAAAGAUGUCUGGUUUAAAUUAAAGGUGCUCAAUAGUAUGAUAAUGUGUCGUUUUUUUCUUAGUCACUAUUACAGCAACUAGCAAAAUAAUUGGUUGUAAUGAUUUAAUGUAACAUUGAAAAACAGAUUGAAGCACAUAGUCCACCUUUAUGAUCUGUCAUGUCCAAAGUUCAUUUAAUGAGUGCAUGGCGUUUGCACACUCCAACACACACACACACACACACACACACGCACACGCACACGCACACACAUGCACGCCAGUUCAUUAAACUUUGCUCAGAUGUCAUGCAGUGUUGUCUCUCUGCAUGCAUGCUUCCUUAACUGUUUUCUUCUGUGAAUAUUUGUUGCAACAUAUUUGAGUAUGAAACAAGAUGAGGAACUUCGUAUUUUGGUCUAACUUCACACUGGAUAGUGAGAUAGAGUUGCUCUGUAGCUGAAGAUGUGCUUGUCCUGGCUGGUUUGUUGCCUUAAACUCUGCUAAUGUUGAUGAUUUGCAAUAUUUUCAUGUUUAUCAAAAUUUAAAAAAAUGAGUGAUGAAAAUAAUUCUUAAUAUGUGGUUCAGUAUUUCUCUUCUAUCAGAUGUUUAACAUCUGUAAAAGUUUCUUUAUCUUCAAUUAGCCUUUUUUGGUGUUUUUAUGUAAUCGAGCAUAUUUAACAUUACAAUAAUAUGGAAUAACAUAAGUGUAUGUUUUAAAUUCUGAAAACAUGUUCUGAUUUCAGCCUAAUUUUGAAAAUAUGGCAAAUUAGAAACAUUUCAAGGGUUGCCAAUAAGGCCAAGUACAUUUAAAUUUUUCAAAAAGACCCUAUGAAAUUUAUUUGAUGGUGCUAUAUCAACAUUGUCAGCCACUUUCUGUAUUUAUUAACAUAUUCUUCUUUGAUCAAUUUGGUAAAUCACACUACUAAGUGGGAACGCAGCCGAAAUACAUUUACAGCAGGAAUUCUAAACUCUUCUUAAGCUAAACUUGUUUAUAUUUAUCUCUGCUGUUGGGAAAUGCAGGUUUAAGCAAAUGUUUAGGACAUAAAGUGUGGACACAUGUACUGUAUGUGGAAUUGUUCUCCAUAUAGUAUAGACACACACACACACACAUGCACGCACACAUGCAUGCAUGCAAAUCUUCACACACUGAGAAAACAAUGAACCAUAACCACAAACAAACUACUGGACUCUCUUCACACCUUUUUUUUGUUUGCUUUUUUAUUGCGUAAUUUGUUUUUGUAAACAAUGUUUGUACUGUGAAUGUGAUUCAUUCUCCGACUGUAUAGUUGUGCAUAAUUUAGAUUAUUAUAUUUAUGCUGUCAGUCUCUCCGUUUGCCUUAGCAUUUGUUUUUCCUCUUUCCUUUUUUAUUUUUAUUUUUUUUUAACAUGAAAUGUGCUAAUAUUGUAGAAUGCAAUAGUGUGUGUGUACUUGACUCAGUCUGAAAACAAUGGUGCUAAAUUUGGACUGUACCUGAUCUUAUUUAUUCUAUAUUGAAACAUCAAAAACAAAUUGAAUACUUGGUGCUGUACACAGGGACAUUUGUAAAGCCAUUUUUUCUGGCAUUUCCUUUCUCAUAUUUAAUAUGCUAUUGUCUGGUUCUUUGAAUGCCUCGUGUACAAUUGUAACACCUUUAGAUAAAACUACGCUGCAACAGCUGGCUCAGAGUCUGAGUAAACAGGCGUGAGGACCUCGGGGCGUGUUUCUCACGCCGCAGUUUCAAACAUUAGCAGCCUGCUUCGCUCUCACAGAGAGCUGCUUAGCUGUUGGUGGACAAGACACACUGUUAUUGUACAUAGGUUUUUGUUUCUUCCUUGUAUGUCUCCAUAAACAGAAAGGUAUAUAAAAUAUCUGUCUAUAUACAGUCUAUAUAUAUAAAUAUAUAUAUAUAUAUAUAUAUAAAUGAAUAGAGGUGUUUUGGUGCUGGCAGUGUGACCUUAAACUCAACCUGUUAAUCAGGUGGCCUGAUGCCAAGGAGAGAGACGCGUUGCCACCACAGGACAUUACCAGAAGGCGCUGAACAACACGGCCGCACAACAGCAUCUGAAUCCUUGUGCCAGAACUAGAAAGUCAAAAGCUGUAUUUCACACACCACGGCGCUGUGGUUGAAACACAACUAGAUUCCAGCACUAGAACUGUCCUCACUUUUAUCCAAUGUUUUCAUGUUUUUUUUGUUUGUUUUUUUCCUCUCUUUUCUUUUAACCCAAACCCAGAUUCUGCAGGAAAAAUGGUGCUUCUGUUUGCAAACAAUGGCAAUUCAGGUCUUACAAAUAAAAUCUUCACUGGUGCAUACAAAACUAUGUGGCAACCAUUUUGACACACACACUGUCUUUAGAUGUCUUACUGGCUAGGCCCUACCAUGUAAUGUGAGCAUAAUGUGUCAUUGCAAAGACUCUUGUGAUAGGAUGUAUGUGUGUGUGUGUGUGUGUGUCAAUUUGUGAGAGCAGCCAAGCUUCCUUUUUUGUUAGAUAGUGGGGAUACACUUAAGCACAGUGUGUGUGUGUGUGUUUGCUUUUCCCCCCACUUUGUGGUGCAUAUCUGAGGGAAGAUUAGAUGAAUAAUCAAAGCUUUAUUGUAAACUCCUGUCCUGUUCACUCACACGUGUUCCUCACCUGCGAGUGUUCAAGUGAAAAGAAGAACUUCAUUUUAGAGCAUAGUUAGAGACUUUAGUCUGCUUGUUACCAGCACUGAGAGCUCUUUUGUAAUUAUUGUUGAAGCAGUUUUCAUUUAGAUUUUUCUUGGUGUUUGAUACAAUUGCCGUCACACGUUAUGCUUUUAUUGGUGUCUUCAGAUUCCUGUCGGUUUUUAAUACUACUAGUCAGACACGGUGCUCUCCUUCACUUAAAACAAGGACAUUGCAGCUAUUGAUAAAUACUACUCUUCUCCUGUUGUGCUGCAGGGUUUUAUGGUUUCAUAAUCUUCACCGCGAGCUUGCCUGGCGGCUUUCUGACGGUCCAGUGUAACCUACGGAAAUGUUUUCAACUGGAGAGGCGGCGUGGGGAAUGUGCAAGUGAGAAUAGUUUGUUGGAAUGGCAAAAUUUACCCCCCCCCCCCCCCAUUACAGAUGUGUAGCUAUUUCUAUUAUCAGUCAAAGGGACGAGGUGCUGUUACUCUAGUCCUUUGGUGUAUGAGCCACAGACUGUUAAAAAAGAAUAAGCUAUGAGCAUGAUUUGAAUCAAAACGUCUAUGCAGGGCAGCACGCUCCAUCCUGGUACAUUUCUGAUCAUCUGUGAGAGCUUUUGCAGUCGAGGUUGUUUACUCUAAAUCCUGCCAAAGGUCUUAACUCAGGGACUUCCCACAUGGCUUGAAAUAAUGGACACAAUUUUCUCAGAAGUAACGCAUAUCAGACGUAUUAACCAUGCUUAAGUCCCUUUCUAACCCAACUCGGGACCAGGACGACCCCCUCAGUAAGUGUAAUUCAAGGGGUCAAAAUUCCAAAGUCAUAUCUCCUCCGAUUCAUUCUCACUGUCACAUACAUCCAGCGUCUCCAGUGAAAUCCAGCUUUGUAAUGCUUUAGAAGUGCAGAAGCUGUGAAAUUGCUCGGAUUUUCAGCAUCUUCCUCAACUCAGAAAAUGUCUAGAUUUGCGUCUCCUAAGAAGGAGGUCACCUGUCCUGGGUGGGGAUUGGGUCACAGGACACGCGUGGCCCGCAGCGUGUGUGUGCAGCGAGGCCAGGGCAGGUCUGAGGUGCAAUAACAGCAAACCUACUCCCCAAAAGGCCCUGGGUUUUCAUGACUUGUUGGUGUUUGAUGUUGGUGCUUUUGUCCUAAGAUGUUAUAAUGAUACAAAAUGGAAUUAAUGCCCUGUUCCCCUGCGUUUUGAUUACUAAUAAAAUGUUUCCUAUACUAUUUGAAUU